Molecule: messenger RNA, 1206 nt
Organism: Exophiala aquamarina CBS 119918
Lineage: Eukaryota; Fungi; Ascomycota; Eurotiomycetes; Chaetothyriales; Herpotrichiellaceae
Exons: 2
Coding region: 1-1206 (401 amino acids)
Biological process (GO): regulation of transcription by RNA polymerase II
Molecular function (GO): zinc ion binding; DNA-binding transcription activator activity, RNA polymerase II-specific
Source: RefSeq, a predicted model, not a curated record
AUGCCGCCAAAGAAUCAGCGACGCUCGCACACAAAAUCUAAAAAUGGCUGUAGCCAAUGCAAAGUACGGCGCAUCAAGUGCAACGAGCAGCACCCAGUAUGCAACAAUUGUGAACGCCGACAGAUAUUUUGCGACUUUUCCUUGUCUCCUGGUGCCAGCAAUUCCCCCGGCAUCACGGAUCAAAGCCAACAGCUCGAAGGCUCAACCUCAGCCAGUAUUAGUCAGAGGACACCAUCCCAGAUAGUGGUAGACCCAUUCCAACUGCCAGACGUUGUGAGCACUAAAACCACUACCGAUCUAGAUAUCACAGAUCUUCGAUUAAUGCAUCAUUUCACCAGUGUAACAGCCUUAGAUCUAGCCAACGACCAAUCGCCGGAAGCCCAAGCGGUGUGGCAGGAGCAUGCGGUCAAACUUGGCUUCAAGCAUCACUUCUUACUCAGAGGCAUAUUGGCGAUCUCAGCUUUCCAUCUAGGAUUUCUGUAUCCUGAGAAGAAGGCCGAAUAUGCCAUGAUUGGUAGUUCUCACCAAAGCAUUGGGUUGGCCGAAUUCCAAGCGACCUUGCCGCAUGUUAACGGAAAUAACGCUCACGCUCUUUUCGCCUUCUCUUGCUUGAUUAUUGUACUGGCAUUUGCUUCUACCUCAAAGGAUAAGGCAAGAGACCUUAACAAAGAGGUUCUGCACUGGUUUUAUCUGUUGAGGGGUGCCAAUAUCGUGCUGAACAUGCACUCCGAAACCAUUCGAUGCAGUUUCCUUAAGCCGGUGUUGGACGAGAUGGCACACAUCGAGAACACUGCAGCCUAUCGGUUCCCUCACACAGAGCAGAUCACAAAACUGUUUCGGAUAUGCAACUCCAAAGAGCAGGACCAGGAAUCUGCUCAGGCGUAUGAUUUGGCAAUCCACUCUUUACUCAGCACCUUCAUUCAAGUAUCCUUACUCAGGGAUCGAGGCCAUGGGACUGUUCUCGCUACAUUCGUCUGGCCUAUCAAUCUUUCACCAAGAUUUUUAGACUUAUUGGAGGAAAAACAGCCUGAGGCAGUUAUUAUCCUUGCUCACUAUUGUGUGCUCAUUUAUUGGUCGGAAAGCCCGGACGCCAACGAAACUUGGUUCAUCAUGGGCUGGUCAAAAUACAUGUUGGAAACAAUCCGGGAAAUCGUUCCUGAAUCAUGGCAAGAGCAUCUACAAUGGCCGCAAGCAAUGAUUGAAUGA